This is a messenger RNA of Sorex araneus (European shrew), 930 nucleotides long. RefSeq names its product olfactory receptor 4A47-like. NCBI's taxonomy places the organism in Eukaryota, Metazoa, Chordata, Mammalia, Eulipotyphla, Soricidae. The coding region runs from base 1 to 930 and encodes 309 amino acids. The transcript has a single exon. Gene Ontology annotation, molecular function: olfactory receptor activity; G protein-coupled receptor activity. The record is from RefSeq and is a predicted model, not a curated record. Gene Ontology annotation, biological process: G protein-coupled receptor signaling pathway. Gene Ontology annotation, cellular component: membrane.
AUGGAAUCAAAGAACAACGUGACUCACUUUGUCCUCUUGGGACUCACACAGAAUCCAAAGGGGAGGAAAAUUCUUUUUGUGUUGUUCCUUUUCUUCUACGUUUCAACCAUGGUGGGCAACCUGAUGAUUGUCGUGACUGUAACAUUCAGUAAGAGCUUGGGCACGCCAAUGUACUUUUUCCUCGCUACUUUAUCGUUUAUGGAUGCCACUUUUUCUUCAGCCAUCACCCCCAGGUUAAUCGCAGACUUAUUGCUUGGAACAACUACUAUAUCUUUCCAGUCUUGUAUGAUCCAGCUCUUUACAGAGCACUUUUUUGGUGGUUCAGAGAUCUUUAUUCUGUUGGCCAUGGCCUAUGACCGCUAUGUGGCCAUCUGUAAGCCCUUACAUUACCUAGUUAUCAUGAAGCAAUGGGUAUGUGUUGUACUACUGGUAGUGUCUUGGGUUGGAGGUUUUCUUCACUCCGUAGUUCAACUUAGCACAAUCUAUAGCCUCCCAUUCUGUGGUCCCAAUGUCAUUGAUCACUUUAUGUGUGAUAUGUAUCCCUUAUUGAAGCUUGUCUGUACUGACACUUAUGUCAUUGGUAUCUUAGUGGUGGCCAAUGGAGGAAUGAUCUGCAGCAUUGUGUUCCUGCUCUUGCUCAUCUCGUACGUUGUUAUCUUGCAUUCUCUAAGGAACUUGAGUCAGGAAGGGAGGCGGAAAGCCCUGCAGACCUGCGUCUCCCACAUCACGGUGGUGGUUCUCUUCUUUGUUCCUUGUAUUUUUAUGUAUGCAAGACCCUUGAAAACUUUUCCUGUUGACAAAUCAUUGAGCCUGUUUUAUACAGUCAUAACACCCAUGUUGAACCCCUUAAUCUACACUCUGAGAAAUGCAGAGAUGACAAAUGCUAUGAAGAAACUCUGGAAAAGAAAAGUCAUACCUAGUAGUCAGUAA